Molecule: messenger RNA, 752 nt
Organism: Lobosporangium transversale
Lineage: Eukaryota; Fungi; Mortierellomycota; Mortierellomycetes; Mortierellales; Mortierellaceae
Exons: 5
Coding region: 226-648 (140 amino acids)
Source: RefSeq, a predicted model, not a curated record
CAUCAUUGCGGCUGCGAUGCUGAGGAUACCACAACCACACCCAAAGUCUCCUACAGCUUUAUUCUCAAUGUCAUCAUAGGUCGUGUGAGCAGUGUACAGCAUCCGUGCUGCUAAAUGAGGCGUUGUUGGGUACUGCUCUAACUUAAUCUUCGGCUCUUCGAAGACAGCGACAUCUUGAAGCUUUCGGCAUUCAAUUCAUAAUCAACGCAAAUAACAUUCUAUUUGAUGCGCUCAUCAGUAUCACCCGGGCCAUCCAGCGCUAACAGCAAUAUGCCACCAUUCAAGAAACGCAAACCAGAUAGAAUAUCAAGCUUGAUGACAAAGACUUUACAGGAUCCAGCGUCUCCACCUACACCUGGCUCAACGCCGCCUAGCAAUGCCUCUUUGAGCAAGACAAGGAACAGGAAAGGAAGGACAAGCAGGGUAAGGACAGCAGGGAAGAAUAAGGAAGCUUCUGAGCCGCAGACAAUUGAGUCCGCCGUAAUCAAAGAUAAGGAGUAUUCGGAUUUUUUGCAAUGGCUCAAAGAAAUGGGAUGUCCAAAGACAAAGCUGACAUUAGCAGAGUUUUCAAACACCGGUCGUGGCAUGAUGGCGACAAAAAAUAUCAAGGAGAAGUCAUUGUUCAAGUACCAGAGCGGAACCUCGUGACCAUGAAAUCUCUACAGUCAGUUUAUGGCGCUAGGAUUGCAAGGUAAAUGGCAUUAAUCGUACUUCUUUCUCGAUUGCAUGGUGUUGAUUACGAAGCUCGAAUA